Messenger RNA from Pelagomonas calceolata, 2199 nucleotides. Lineage: Eukaryota; Pelagophyceae; Pelagomonadales; Pelagomonadaceae. The record is from the annotation of a GenBank genome assembly.
AUGGUCUCAAAUCGCUCGGCUAAUCAAACUGAGGUGAAGGGACCCACCGUACGCCAAUUCUGCCUCGCAGUCCGCGGCCCGCCACCACGCAGUAAAAAAGUGAAGAGAUGGGCUGCGUGUUACACGGGAGACCGAGAUGGUGAUUUGAGCACGCACCAUCUGUACUGGCGGCCGUGGGGCUACUGGACUAAAGGUAGGCAAUAGCAACUGCGCGACAACCUGUGGAACGAUUCCGUGGGGCCCGACGAGACGUGGGUGCCAGUCAUCUCGCCGGUCGACGGGACUCUGGUCAAGGGCUGGUUCGCGAGCUCCUGCGGCGCCAUCAUGAAAAAUGACGGCACGAUUGAUCGGGGGACUCCUCGUACUGGUAAAGACAAGGGCAUGUUCCAAAUGACCUUCCCGUUUGGUCGGGGACAUUUGGUCCAUCGCGUCACCUGCACGUCGUUCCACGGCCAUAGGGAUACGGAUUUGUGGUGUGUCGAUCAUAUUUUAACCCGCAGUCAUCACCCGGACGAGCAGUUUCCCGGCCGCUCAAGCAACCUGCGAUGGCUCCCGAAACACAAAGAGCUAGCCGCUCGAGUCGGCCUGCCGACGAACGCGGCGAGAAAAGAUGGGGAGCCGUGGCGGUUUGAUCAAUAUAAACUAGUAGCGGCCGAGAAGAAUGGCAUUCCCUACUGGAUUCGCCAGGUCGGGACUAAAGGCUGGACCUUUGUCCGGUCGUAAGAUGCGCUGUACUUCCUCUUCACCGGACUAAGUCCGAGGAACUUUAAACUUACGAAGUACUGGUUUAAAUAUCAACUUUACGAGGCCAUUGCGCACCGCAAAUUUGGCAGCGGGUGUCUACCAGCGUCGGAGAACGAGCUUCGCGGAACCCUCGUUCGGGAAAGCGACGGUCUGCGAUACGAGGUCACGAACACGAAGCCUAAGCCCCCCAACGUCGUCAUCGGCGAGUAUGAACCCGACCACGCCGCGUACCAGCGCGCCCUCGCCCCGCGGCCGCGACCGACGCGGAUGACGGAGGAAUUACCUACAGCUGUCGCUGGAUUGGCGAACUGCAUGGUCGCAUCGGAUCCGGAAACUGCGCCGACUGGCGUAGCAGCGCCACGGCCCACGCCGCCGACCGUCUUCCAACGCGCCGCCACCGCGCGGCCCGCGCCGCGGCCGCGGCCGACGUUGCAGACCGUCGUACCGCUUCCGGGCCAGUCCAUCGAAGAGGCCCUCGAGGAGGCCGAGCUCCGCUACGUCGAGGACUUUCCUGAGGAGUUCAUCGGGUCCGACGAGGAGGAGGCGCCAUCACUCUAUGCUAUUUUUAGAGAUGUGGCACCCGAGCUUUUGGCGGACAACGUCGAAUCCGAUAUUUUGAGAGAGGCUGCACCCGAGCUCUUGCCGGACGAGGCACCCGGCGACGACGCAAGCGCGGACGGCUUGCCCGAGGCCGGCGCUGCGGCGGACGUCGCUCUCCCAAGAUGGGACGCCGACGCGGGCGAGUGGAUUCACCCGUCACUGGUGAAGGCGCCGUGUCGCAAGCCAGCGGGUUCGCGGUCACGACCGAGAACCUCCAGCAAACAGGCCGGGCCAAAGCUUCCGUUACUAUCCGAUCUCAAGGCAAGGUGUAAGGCGCAAGGUCUCAAAUAAAGCGGCUCGCGGCUGGACUUGCUCGCGCGGUUCACAAACCCAUCGGAACAGGACUAUGUACACAGCACACGUAGCGCCUGGUAGCGCGAGGAGGACGCCGCCCUCGUCAAGCUGGUCGAGCAGCACGGCACGAAGCGCUGGGCGUUAAUUAGUCGAGAACUGAACACGCAGAUUUCAGGGAUACGAACGUGCAAACAAUGUAGGGAAAGGUGGGUAUACAAACUGGACCCUACGAUAAAGAGCGACCCCUGGUCGCCGCAGGAGGAGCGCACGAUUCGUGAUGCGCAGCGGCAGCUGGGCAACAAGUGGGCGGAGAUCGCCAAAUUACUACCGGGUCGAUCGGACCUCGCCGUCAAGAACUACUGGUACGCGUCCGUCCGUAAAAAUCAACGGCGGUUGAAGAAGAAGGAGAAGAAGAAGAAGAAGAAGAAGAAGAAGAAGGACUGCCAGGACGGCCGGCCGCCGCCGGGAGCCUUGGUCGCCCAGACGCCCACGCGGCCCAUCGUCGCGGCGCCGCCACCAAGUGCCGCGCCCGACCCGGCCGCAGCGCUGGGCCAACACUGA